Messenger RNA from Salvelinus namaycush (lake trout), 2693 nucleotides. RefSeq names its product E3 ubiquitin-protein ligase RNFT1-like. Gene Ontology annotation, molecular function: ubiquitin protein ligase activity. Gene Ontology annotation, cellular component: endoplasmic reticulum. The transcript is spliced from 10 exons. Lineage: Eukaryota; Metazoa; Chordata; Actinopteri; Salmoniformes; Salmonidae. Gene Ontology annotation, biological process: positive regulation of ERAD pathway. The record is from RefSeq and is a predicted model, not a curated record. Bases 341 to 1552 code for a protein of 403 amino acids.
GGCUACAUAAAGCGAAUAAUGGCACAGAUAUAAAGAUGAGUCCUCUAUCUAGCUCUAUGCUCCCAAACGAUAGGAUUAUGGUUUAACUUGCGAAUUAGUUUUCUUUUAGGUUGUUUCUUUUAUUUUCGUUCAAUUUUGGGUUUUGGACAGAUUAUUAGAUGGAGAACGGUGGCUUGUCAUGAAACUCCAGACUCAGUAUGACAGGUGGCUCAUUCACCCCCCCUCCUCUCCCAUGCAGAACCUAUUCCCCAGGUCGUUGUUGUAAAUAUGUUUUCAGUCUACUUACCUGGUGAAGAGUGAUUCCAAAAGAACGUUGAAAUCGAGGGAAUCCCCAACUGUGAUGCAGCCUAACUCCAGUGAGCUGGGUGCCCAUCAGGCAGGACAUGGUUUGUCUCUGACGCUACUGACCAGGACACCAGCAGGGGCUACAGGGGGCUCUGCUGUCCCGGAGACUAGUGGAGAGGUCCGGGUACCUAUCCUCUCCAGCGGGCCCUGGGAGUCAUGUAGAGGAGGGGCGUCAUCCCGUAGGUCCAGAGCCAGUUCCAGAACCAGUUCCCACAGCCACUCUCAUUCACAUUGUGGGGGACACCAGCACUCCCACAGUGAGCCCAGUGAGGUGGACCCGGCUGAUGCUGAUCUGGAGUCAGGGGAGCCCAGCACCUCAUUCUUGGAGCUGCGCUACCUCUUCCGCUGGGUUCAGAAGAGUCUUCCUUUCAUAAUCAUCCUUUGUGCUAAACUGGUCAUCCAACAUGCCCUAGGUCUAGCUGUUGGAGUUGGCUUAUUUACAACUUUUCUUUAUGUGAAUAAGAACAUUCAAACCCAAGUCUUUCUUCAGGAUCGUCGGUCAAAGAUAGAGUGCAUAUGGCUGCUCCUCUUCCUGGCGUCCUCCACACUCCUGCUUUACUACACUUUUCUCACUGAGACACUUUACUAUUGCCUCAUCUUCCUAAACCCAGCUGUUGAGCCCCUAGGUUUCUGGGAGGUCCUAUGGGUGGUGGGCGUCACCAACUUCACACUCAAGUUCCUCAUCAUGUGGUUUAAGUGCCUUAUCCUACUGCUGCCCUCUAACCUGGUGACCUACAGAGCCCAGGGACGGUGGUACAUGCUGACUGAAGAGGUGGGCCAGGUGUACCAGGCUGUGGCUCCCACCCCCCUAUGGUUCCGCUACCUGGUCACCUACCAGAAAGUGGAUGGAAAUACUGGCCUCACCCUGGGAGUUCUGCUGGCUUUGGUCUACUUCAUACUCAAGCUUUUAGGAUUGUAUGGACAGUGGGGGUCUUUCCAGAAAACUGUGAGGAUAUUUCUCAGUGGUGAGCACACGGGGGCAGCAGCCACCAGGAGCCAGUGCAGUGAGGCUGGGGACAUCUGUCCUAUCUGUCAGGCAGAGUACAGAGACCCAAGGGCCCUCCUGUGUCAGCACAUUUUUUGUGACGAGUGCAUUGCUCUCUGGUUCAACCGGGAGAAGAUGUGUCCACUCUGCCGCACGGCCAUCACAGACAAGGUCCACAAGUGGAGGGACGGGGCCACGUCACCUUACCUCCAAAUCUACUGAGAGAAGGAGACAAUGGAGUAAAGAAGUGGAGACUCUUGGACACUGUUUGCGAUGUGUGAAUGACAGUUGUAUUGACAGCAAUACUCCACUCAUCAUUGGCUUGUGAAGCUGAUGACCACACUGUUCCUCCAUUCAUUAAGGGCUGUGCCUACUACUGGCCAACGUCAGUAAGAGCGCAUAAUAUUUGCAAUAGGAUUGGGAUGCAUUCAGCACCUUGGCAUGUUACUGUUACUGUUGCAACUGUAACUCCCUCUCCGACUGUCACUUUUCUACACGACUGACUGACGGUAGUUCUCUCUCUGCAUGCCCUCUAGUGCUGUUUUUAGUUCCUUUUCUUUUCAAACGUUUAUAUUUUUUUAUCAUGAUGUGGAAAUAUUCAUGUUUUUUGUUUUCACAGCCAGCCUAAAAAAAAGACCAGACAGCCUCUUUCUUUAUUAGGCAGAGCUGUCAGGGAAUAACCUGUUACCACAUCUGUGUUUGCCAUUGACCAUAGGAGUUGGCAAGACAGCACAAACUGAUCUUGCACCAGGCUAGUCCAGGAAUACCUGGGGGUUUCUUCUACUUGUAAAUAGGGGUGGCUUCAUGAGAGGAAUAUGUUAGAGUAUUUUAAUCAAAUGUAUUAUAUCACUCCCUCCUAAAUCAUACCAAAUUAAAACACGCUUUGAUCUUUGUUUGGUAGAUACCUGGUCUUUCAAACACUUUUCUCUUUGAGUGGCAAAGAAUCCAGCGUGUUGCAAAGGGGAUGCCAUUCUGUGUCUGAUACAGGCACUCAGGCUAGUAGUGGUUAAAGAACAAAAUGUAUUCAACACAUUGAGAAACAAUAACAAACACCAAGGUUGCUAUUUAAGAAGUUCUUCAUUUUGGAGAUUUAUUCUUUUCAAAUGAAGUCAGAUUUUUUACAUUUGUUUUCCAGAUGACAAAUAUGAGAUUGAGAUUUGGUUUGAUCCAAAAAUUAUUUUUCUAAAGCGAUGACGGUUACAUCCUUUUUGAAAACCAAAGAGUGGGAGAAUCCAUUUAUUUUAUUAUCAUAUUUAACUAUGUAGUGAAAUUUCAUUUUUUUCUUGCAUAAAGUCGUUCAAUCAACAAAUGAAAUUAAAUAUAUAAAAUUCCUUUUCUUUUCAAUUAUAGCCUAGAAUUCAAA